AUGUCUUCGUCGUCCUCACCCGCGCCCUCGUCCAUCCGAUCCUCACCGAGUUCCUCCUUCAGCAGCUUCGGAGGUCGACGACACCUACCUACCAAUGACCUUGACUCGGCUAUUCUGUCCCCGAUCUCCCCACUGUCAAGCCAUCACAUCCGUCGCCAACCCUCUGCCAUCGACCUAGCCCUCGAGGCAGAACUGUACGCCGACGAAGUUGAGAUCAUUGGGCUGGGACUACUAGAACCCCGCCCUCGAGCGAACACAGCUACCUCGACAACAUCUUCCACACAAUGCUCAAUGAUGGAAUUCAUGAAUGAAACCAUGCAAACACCGGUGGUGCUGGAUGGUAUCUUUGAGGUCAUGGAACGUGCAUGA
Molecule: messenger RNA, 369 nt
Organism: Fonsecaea monophora
Lineage: Eukaryota; Fungi; Ascomycota; Eurotiomycetes; Chaetothyriales; Herpotrichiellaceae
Exons: 1
Coding region: 1-369 (122 amino acids)
Source: RefSeq, a predicted model, not a curated record